Molecule: messenger RNA, 1377 nt
Organism: Danio rerio (zebrafish)
Lineage: Eukaryota; Metazoa; Chordata; Actinopteri; Cypriniformes; Danionidae
Source: RefSeq, a predicted model, not a curated record
UGCUUUUUAGUUAGCCACUAAAUUUUUUUUUACAAGGACAGUUGCAUAAAUCAAAGAUUCCCACAAAAUUCAGUGCAAAAAAAAUCUCUUUAGGACAGAGUCGCCUAUAAACAAAAAAACACUGCUUGAUAAUUAUCUCUCUGGCUAAUUUGACAACAAUAAAUAGUCAAUAAUUAUACAACCUGCAGUGCAUAUAAGGAGAUGCAUUCCCUUGACAUGCGCAAAAGAAAAAAGUACACAGAUAGUUCUGAUACCUCUUUUAUUUCCCACUCAAGGACUGAAGGGUGUGCUUUUGUCUGUGCAAGAAUACACUGCCUCCCAGUGGCCUCAAGAUGACAUUACAAACCGUCAUUCUGGGUGUUGACAUUUUACUUUCAGUUUUACGUCAUUGUGCAUACGUAAGUAUAUAUACACACACGCAUAUAAACGUUUGGGUCUUCCAAAUGGAGCAUUAAUUGUAAACAAAACCAAAUAAACCCGCACAUGCAAGUGCACUCCUCAUUGUUUUAACAUAUAACCUCGUUAAUGCAUGGCCUGCAUAAUCCUCGAACUUCUCCACUGACUUCCUCUAAGUGCACUAAACUAUGCUCACUUCCUCCUACAACCCCCGGUGUCAUUGUAUUUAGGGACAGUUUUAUUCUGACUACUAUUGACAAGAUCCUAGACGUUCUUUUGGAUAAUGCACGUGAUCUGAAGGCAGAAGGACAAUGCAGAACAUCAAGUGUGUGGUGGUGGGAGACGGAGCUGUGGGAAAAACCUGCCUGCUGAUUUCCUUCACCACAAACGCCUUUCCCAAAGAAUACGUUCCCACUGUGUUUGACAAUUACAGCGCACAAGUGCUCGUGGACUCAAAAACUGUCAGUCUGAACCUGUGGGAUACAGCAGGACAGGAGGAGUACGACCGUUUGCGUACUCUUUCUUACCCACAGACCAACAUCUUCAUCAUCUGUUUCAGCGUCACCAGUCCUCCAUCUUUUGAGAACGUCAAGCUGAAGUGGCACCCCGAGGUGUUUGAACACUGCCCGAAUGUGCCCAUCCUUCUAGUGGGCACUAAGAAGGACCUGAGGGACGAUCCGGAGGAGCUGAAGAAGCUGAAGGAGAAGGGUCUGUCGGUGGUGUCCCAGCAGCAGGGGACGGCGCUGGCUAGACAAAUACAUGCCCGGAAAUACAUGGAGUGUUCAGCGCUCAGCCAGGACGGGGUGAAAGAGGUCUUCACAGAAGCGGCGCGGAUUUUCCUUCAUCCCAAACAACCGUCCUCCAAGAAAUCAUGUGUGCUGCUGUAAAACUGACAGGAAGUCAAAAUGAUUAGCCAUUCUCUGAAUUAUCUUUCUCUUCUUUUUCAAAUAUUUACCAAAUGAUGUUUAACAGAGUAAGGGA